Messenger RNA from Sipha flava (yellow sugarcane aphid), 818 nucleotides. RefSeq lists its product as uncharacterized. The record is from RefSeq and is a predicted model, not a curated record. Bases 255 to 761 code for a protein of 168 amino acids. NCBI's taxonomy places the organism in Eukaryota, Metazoa, Arthropoda, Insecta, Hemiptera, Aphididae. The transcript has 2 exons.
UUUUUAAAUAAUUUAUGUUUGAAAUUAUGCGAAAAAAGUUUGCAAAUUAACACAUUUCAUGUUGAUUUUGAAAUUGGAGCUCAUCAGGCAAUUACAGACGUGUUUGGAAAUAUUAAAAUAAUUGGAUGUAGAUUUCAUUUAGGACAAUCAUGGUGGAAAAAAGUAAGAAACAGUUAUAUAAUAUAGUGCUUUUUUACUAAAAUAUAAUAAUUUGUUUGUAGAUUGUUGGCGAACCUUCACUCAGAAUAGCAUACAUGGACAACAGUAAUGAACUAGGGAAAUGGUUGAAAAUGUUUUUUGGUUUGGCGUUUAUUUCCCCAGAAGAAGUAGUUGAUGCAUUUCACGAGUUAAUAUCAAUUUGUCCAAAUGAUGACGGUUUCAUAUUUUCUGAUUACAUUAUACACAACUAUAUUGAAGAUCACUGCCAGUUUCCUCCAAAUAUUUGGGCGGAAACUCCUUCGCUAAACCCAAGAACGACCAAUGCAGCUGAAAGCUUUCAUCGCACGUACAAUUCACAGUUUUAUUCACCUCACCCCCAUGUUCAUACAGUCGUUAGGGUAUUGAUCGAAACACAAGCGGAAACAUCGACUAAGAUCAAUUCAAUUCGACACAAGCCUGGAAAAUUACAAUCCGCAAAAGAAAUAAAAAAAAAUGAAUUGAAUAUUCAAGCCUACAGCCAGUUUUUAAAUCGUAAGAAUACGGAAUCUUUAUUAAUUUAUUUAAGUCAAAUUGGAAGCAGAUACCAAGGUGUAUCAAUUUAAUUUAUUAUUAUCAAAAAAUCUAGCUAGGUAUAUUAUACUGUAUUAUAAUAUGAAUGU